Molecule: messenger RNA, 1189 nt
Organism: Prosopis cineraria
Lineage: Eukaryota; Viridiplantae; Streptophyta; Magnoliopsida; Fabales; Fabaceae
Product: ACT domain-containing protein ACR11
Exons: 11
Coding region: 171-1043 (290 amino acids)
Cellular component (GO): chloroplast thylakoid membrane; chloroplast stroma
Source: RefSeq, a predicted model, not a curated record
UGGGAAUUGAAUUGGGUUAUCAGUUAUCACCCAAUUGUUUUAGAGAUAGAGAGAGAGAGAGAGAGAUGGUCAUGUGCUCUCCCUUCCUUUCGCUUUCUGGUUUCUAUCCAAAUGGCGGAUACUUCAAGGCUUAAUUUAACCCAUUCAUCUUCCUUCUGAGAGUUAUAAGAAUGGCUGUGGCUAUGGCUGCUUCGAGUCUUGGGCUUUCCUUCACUACCAAGACUAAUUUCAGAGCUCUGGAUAAACCCACUUGCAUUGCUCCUGUCUUCAAGGCUUCUUCUGGGUUUGGUGUUGCUAAACCAUUCCUCAUUUUCCACAAAGGAAGAUUGUCAUCUUCAGGAACCACAAUUAUCCCUCAAGCAGCACCUGUUGCUAAUGUAGAGGAUGGAAAUCAAGCAGAGACUGAUACCGUUCCAACUCCUGUAGUUAUAAUUGACCAAGACUCUGAUCCUGACGCAACUGUGGUGGAAAUAACAUUUGGUGAUCGCCUUGGCGCUCUUCUUGACACAAUGAAUGCAUUGAAAAACUUAGGGCUCAAUGUUGUUAAGGCAAAUGUCUAUUUGGAUGACUCCGGAAAGCACAACAAGUUUUCCAUCACAAAAGCUGAUACUGGUAGGAAAGUGGAAGAUCCAGAGAUGUUAGAAGCGAUUCGUUUGACAAUUUUAAAUAAUAUGAUUCAGUAUCAUCCAGAGUCGAGUGCCCAGUUGGCUUUGGGAGCAGCUUUUGGACUUGUUCCACCUAAAGGGCAGGUUGAUGUGGACAUAGCAACCCACAUAACCAUCUCCAAUGAUGGCCCAGAUCGAAGUUUGCUUUAUGUGGAGACUGCGGAUCGACCUGGAUUACUUGUGGAUCUUGUCAGGAUUAUUACUGACAUUAACAUCUCUGUUGAAUCUGGAGAAUUUGACACUGAGGGGCUCUUGGCUAAGGCAAAGUUUCAUGUUAGCUACAAUGGCAGCGCACUCAUCAAGCCUCUCCAGCUAGUUCUUGUAAACAGCUUGAGAUAUUUCUUGAGAAGGCCCAUAACUGAGGAAUCCAGUUUUUGAGUGGGGGGUCUCUUGCAAUGCAAUGGAUGUAGUAUAUUGAUUCCCUCAUUUUGGAGAAUAAAUAUAGAAUACAGUCAAACAAAUUGCUUUAUAAUACAUGAAAUCUAUAAAUCUAGUCAAGCAUCUACAUUUGGUUCUCAUUUCAA